Molecule: messenger RNA, 8593 nt
Organism: Heteronotia binoei (common prickly gecko)
Lineage: Eukaryota; Metazoa; Chordata; Lepidosauria; Squamata; Gekkonidae
Gene: MYO15A
Product: myosin XVA
Cellular component (GO): myosin complex; cytoskeleton
Molecular function (GO): ATP binding; protein binding; cytoskeletal motor activity
Source: RefSeq, a predicted model, not a curated record
AUGAAUCCUUCACUCGUUGAUGUUCAAGGGAGGCUUCCCCAAGGUUGGAACAGGCAGCCUGAGCCCCCAACCGAAGCAGUGAAACCUUUAAUGAGGAAUCAGUUCAUGAAGCAAUAUGGCCACCCAUCUCCCGUUCUGUCUACUCGGAGCACGAGGACCUCCUCCCCACACAUGCAGACUCGGCAAGGAACUCGUAGGGUCACCAUCGUAGAAUCUCCGGUUGACUUACCUUCUCGUGCCCAGUCUCUUGAUGAUAUUAGUGGGCAGGUGAUGGAGCAGUGGGUGCCACAGCAGAGGUGGGAUCAUGCUUCUGGGAACAAAAUGUCAGCCCCCCAGACUCGUUCUCCCAAGAUGGGAAGUAGUGGAAGUCUGAAGAGCUUAUCAAAUCUGCCUCCAACUCCUGUGUCCAGCUCUCCAAAGGACUUCAUCAAGCGGAUUGGUCAGCCUCUAGCUGGGAUGGCGGAGAUUGCUUCUUCCAUCAAACACUCUCCCAUAGGAAGUACGGGCAACACAGGGAAGGGGAGUACAUAUUCAACAAAGUUUGGUCAAGAUCCAGGGUUGCCACCAGCUUGUUCCCUGCACCCCCAUUCUCACAACCCUCCUUCUCCUGGUUCAUCUCUGAAGCAAGUAGUAGAAGCCAAUCGUUCUCGGUCACCCAGUCUGAAACAGGAAGCCUUGGGAGGCAAUUUGAGCUACCCUGCUGCUGGGAGCAACUCUGGCACCCUGAGGGGGAGGCUCAAUCGCAGUCCUCUGACCCAAAGAUCCCCUCCGUUUCAAGCCAUGGGAAGAGGAAGCGUGGCUUUUCAAGACCAGUUCAACACACCCAGAAGGCCUGCUCGUUCACUCGCUGAGCUGCUUGAAAGUGAAACAGACAAUGGUACGGGGAGAUACGCGGUCGUAAUGCCACAGAUGCAGAGGAUAGGUUCUUCUUUAAGGAGGAAUGCUCAUCUGCAGAAACAACCUUGGUCUGACUAUCAUACCACACACGUCCACGAGAUGCCAAAUAAACGGGCCUCGGAGAAACUCUACCGCCAGCCUCCUGUGGAGGAAUUCAGCCAGGAUUCACCCAAACUGGGAAGCGGUGUGGCGUGGUACCUGACACGUGGGACAAAGUUGGCGGACAGUGGGCCAAAUACAGGUUGGCAGUGUAAGAUGCAGUCGGUCCACACCUUGCAAGCCGGGAGCUUUGCGUUGCCACAGGGAGACAGAGGCGUGGAGGAUAUGACCCAGCUGGAAGAACUCCAUCAAGGGAUAGUCCUUCAAAACAUCAGAAAGAGGUUCGAGCAAGGGCUGAUUUAUACGUACAUAGGCAGCAUCUUAGUAUCGGUGAAUCCCUACAAAAUGUACGACAUCUACGGGACUGACCAGGUGCUGUUGUACGAGGGGAAAGCCCUUGGAGAAAAUCCGCCCCACCUUUUUGCAAUUGUGAACAUCGCCGUCAGCAAGCUGAGAGAUGCCAAACUCAACCAAUGCAUUAUUAUCAGUGGUGAAAGUGGAUCAGGCAAAACCGAAGCCACCAAACUGAUCCUCCGUUACUUGGCCGCGAUCAAUCGCAAGCAUACUGCGACCCAGCAGAUUCUUGAAGCGACUCCUCUACUGGAAUCCUUCGGGAACGCCAAGACUGUGCGGAAUGACAAUUCCAGCAGGUUUGGGAAAUUUGUGGAAAUCUUUCUGGACGACAAGCUCAUCUGUGGUGCCAUAACUUCGCAGUACCUUCUGGAGAAGUCCAGAGUGGUCUUUCAGGCCAAUAAUGAACGGAAUUACCAUAUCUUUUACGAGAUGUUGGCGGGCCUUCCUGGGCAUCAGAAGCGCAAAUUCUUCCUCCAAGAGGCCGAAACAUAUUUUUACCUGAACCAGGGCGGGAACUGUGAGAUUCCUGGUAAAGCAGAUGCAGAAGACUUCCACAGGCUGUUGACGUCCAUGGAGGCCCUUCACUUCAGCCUCGACGACCAGAACAGCAUCUUCCGAAUUCUGUCUUCCAUCCUCCACCUGGGGAAUGUCUAUUUUGAAAAAUAUGAGAUCGAUUACCAGGAGGUGGCUUCUGUAGUGAGCGCCAGGGAGAUCCGGGUUGUGGCCGAGCUCUUGCAGAUCUCCCCCGAAUGCCUGCAGAAGGCGGUUACCUUCAAAGUGACGGAAACCCUGAGGGAGAAGAUCCUCACCCCUCUCACGGUCGAUAGCGCUAUGGAUGCCAGAGAUGCCAUUGCCAAAAUCCUCUACUCCUUGCUCUUCAACUGGAUCACAGAGAGGAUAAACCGGCGCAUCUACCCCAAGCAAAAGGCCCUGUCCAUCGCCAUCUUGGACAUCUAUGGCUUUGAGGAUCUGGGCUUCAACAGUUUUGAGCAACUGUGCAUCAAUUAUGCCAAUGAGUACAUCCAAUUCUUCUUCAACAAGAUCGUUUUCAAGGAAGAACAGGAGGAAUAUAUCCGGGAGCAGAUCGAGUGGAGGGAAAUCCCGUUCAACGACAACCAGCCGUGUAUCGACCUUAUUGCCCAGAAGCCUUACGGGAUCUUGCGGAUCCUGGACGAUCAAAGCAGCUUCCCUCAGGCGACGGACCACACGUUUCUCCAGAAGUGUCACUACCACCAUGGUUCCAACGAGUUGUACUGCAAGCCAAAGAUGCCGCUGCCGGAGUUCACCAUUAAGCAUUACGCUGGCAAAGUCACCUACCAGGUGCACAAGUUUUUGGAUAAAAACUAUGACCAAGUACGUCAAGACGUCCUGGAACUUUUUGUCAACAGUAAGGUCAAAUUGGUAGCGAACCUGUUCUUCAGCCACGCUCAGCUGGUGGCCAGCGACCACAUGAUGGGGAUGAGCAGCUCCAGCAGACGGAAGUACAAGCCCCCCACCAUCGCCUCCAGAUUCCAGCAGUCGCUUUUGGAGCUUGUGGAGAAAAUGGAAAGAUGUAACCCUUUCUUUGUCCGGUGCAUCAAACCCAACAAUAAAAAGAAGCCGGGCCUCUUUGAGGAGGACGUCGUCGGUGCCCAGCUGAAGUACUCGGGGAUUCUGGAGACCAUCCGCAUCCGCAAAGAAGGUUUCCCCGUCCGCAUCCCUUUCAGGAUCUUCACAGAGAGGUACCGCUGCCUUGUUGAUCUCCGUCCUGACUCCUUGCCUGAGGGGGUGUACUGUGUCAAAGUGCUAACCAAACUGUGCCCAGUCACCCGUGACAUGUACUGCAUUGGAGCAACCAAGCUCUUCAUGAAGGAGAGCGUCUACCAGCAACUGGAGAGCCGGCGCGAGCGGAUGGUGCAAAUGGCAGUGCUGACCCUCCAGCGCUACACGCGGGGCUUCUUCAUCAAGAAGCGCUUCUACGCCCUCCGUCACAAGAUUAUUCUCAUCCAGGCCCGGUCCCGCGGGUUCUUGGCCAGGCAAAAAUACUCGCGGCUGAGAGGGACCAUCAUCAAGUUCAUGCUUGUACGCAUCUACGUGAAUCGCAAGAGGUACCUCAAGAGAAAAGCGGAAGAGCGCCGGAAAGCAGAAGAGGAAAAGAAGAAGGCUCAGCAGCAGCGGUUUCAUACCUGUGUCCGCCACCUCGGACAGAAUUCCAAAGGUGCCCGCAAGCCUCAAGAAACUCUCAGCAAGAUCUGCAGUGUGAGUUUCAGCAACCCGACCAGACGCUAUCCGACCAUUGUGCUGAACGGACGGAGGAUCAAGAGUGACUCUCUUUCUCUGCGUCCCCCCCGUCAGGAAAUGUCCCCUCGAGAGGUGAUGAAAGUUUCGACCUUGGAAGUCCCUGCUGAACUGGUCGGUCUUCUCAACACCGUGGCGGGUACGGUCUUAUCGGCCAGGGACUGCAUUGUACCCGUGGCCGCUCCCAAGAUGCAACCAGAUUCCCAGCUCACUCUGCCCCUCAACAUCAACAAUUACCCCAUGUCCAAGUAUGUCCGUACCCAUUUCAAGGAACCGGUUUUUGGGAUGCUCAUCAAGACCUUGGCCUCACCUCUGACCCACUUGGACGACUGGCUGGGGGCAGAAGCGGUGAAUCUCUUCAAGCUGGUUCUCCGCUUUAUGGGUGACCCCCACCUCAACGGCACUCAAGAGAGCCUCUUCGGGAACUACAUUGUGCAGAGGGGGCUGUCGACGACCGGCCUGCGGGACGAGAUCCUGGCCCAGAUCGUCAACCAGGUCUGGCGGAACCCCAACAUCCUCAACGAGGAACGGGGUUGGCUCUUGCUGGCCAUCUGCCUCAGCGCCUUCACACCCUCCCCCAGCCUGGAGAAGCACUUGCUGAAGUUUGUUUCGGACUAUGCCUACGACGGCUACAAACCCGUUUGCCAGCACAAGCUCAUGCAAGCCAUGGAGAAGACCCAACACGGCAUCGAAGCGGCCCGCUCGUAUCCGCCUACCCUGCUGGAGUGGAUGGCCUGCCGCAGCAAAGUCAACAUGGCCUUGGACAUCUACUGUUUCAAUGGAGAUCACUUUUUGUGCCCCAUCAAUUCUUGGACCACAGGAGAAGGCCUGGCUGCGAAUGUAUUGCAACACAGGGGCCUGAUGGGCGGCUGGCAAGGCUGGUCUGUCACGAUGAAGGACGGGACCCAGUGGGCCGAGCUGGCUGGCCACGACUACAUCCUGGACCUGAUCUCCGACCUGGAGCUGAUCAGGGGCUUCCCGAAGCAGAAGUCGUAUUUCAUCAUCGCCUCGGAAGGCCCAGAGAAGACUGUCGGAGGCAAAGUAGUAUUCAGACAUGGUUUGGACUCGGAUGGGGAGGUCCCUCCCCCGCCGCCCACAAAGGCCCCCACCAACCUGCCUGACUCGGAGGGCUAUUGCAGCCACGAUUCAGAUACCUUCAGCGAGUCCCGGAGCCAGAAGGGUUUGGAUCGCUACCUGGAUAGCCUCUUUGGCCCUGUACUCUCCUACGGGAACGGGGACUUAGAGAAGCCGGCGGCCAUUUCCUACCGGAUGAAAGGUGGAGGCGGCGUGGGAGGAGGCCACGGGGACGACAGACAGAGUCGUGGCGGCGGCGGUUCUCCUGAGGUGCCCCAGGUGUUUGGAAAGAGUGAGGGCAAGAUCUCGACACAGAAAACUUACCCCAUCCAACAAGAUGCGCUUCUGGCCCGCCAUAUGUCGCAGCAGGUGGCUGCCCUCCGGAGGCAGCAGGAGCUGCCAGGAUCUUUGGCGGCAACUGGCUCGGCUUUCUCUGGGCCCCCCCAGAGCUCCAGUUUCAGUUCUUCCUCCCAUCGAAGUCCUACCAGGACCCAAAAGACAAGCGGGUGGGGCUCCAGGCCUCCCACAGGCCCAGCUCUCCAGAGGGAAGCUGAGAAAAGGACGGUGGAAGGAAGCACGCAAGCGCCAAGCCUUCUGCGAGACAGGCCUCCCGGUCAGAAAAGAGCCCCCGGCACCGAUCCUGCCUCCAGGAUGCAGGCUGGCGAACUGGUGAGGCACUCCAAGCUGAAUUCGGAGCACAUCCCGGAGCCCACACAGAACAUACGCAACAUCAUCAAACAGUACCAGCAGCCCGCCUGGGUCCAGGAGCCCAUCAGGAGGGAAGGUGGGAAGGUUUUUGUGAAAAAAACAGACCCUCACGAAGAAGCCCUGAUGAUCUUGAAGAAACAGAUGUCAGGAGGAGCACCAGAAGUUACACCGCCAGCUCAGGCCACCCGGGAACCACCAGUCAAGGAGACCAUCACCUUCGUGAAGCCUGUGACCAGUGCCAACAUUAGGACGGUCGCGCCGCCCGCCGUUCGUCCACCGCCUGCCAUCCCCAGAUCAUUUGCAGGCGUCCCCAACAUGGUACCCGAGGGCACUGUGGUGACUACGGACACCUUUCUUGGUGUCCGUCAAGUGUUUUUAGGAAGUACCUUGCUGAUUAGUAAUUCCUUCCCAGCGCCCGUCCUGCGGCAGUUAGGAUCCGAGGAUGAACACGUGCAGACGCAGCUUCAUCACCGGUUCAGCAACGAGUUCUACGCUUACCGCAACGUCUCCUGGAAGAUCUACCUCCGCAAAGAGGUUUUCUACCCCAAGGACACCAUCAAUAACCCUCUCCUUCUGGAUCUCAUUUUCCGGCAGAUCUUCAAUGACACCAUGUCUGAGGCCUGUAUCCGCAUUACCCAGGGGGAGAGGAUGAGGAUGAAAGCUCUCUUUGCGGAAAACAAGCUCGAUUCCUUCAGCCCAGUGGCGGACGAAAGCGUCAAGAAGGAGAUUGUCAACGUUGCCCGGGACGGGUGGGAAGUGUAUUUUUCCCGCCUUUUCCCAGCUACGGGCAGCGUUGGCACUGGCGUGCAGAUCUUGGCGGUGUCCCAUACAGGGAUCAAACUUCUGAGGCUUCUCAAGGGCACCAACUUGCCCGGGGAGCAGUUGCGGGUGCUGAGGGGCUACGGCUACAGUGAUAUCCUCUUCGUCACCAUCCCCUCCAAGAACAUGUUGGAGUUCAACCUCACCAACGAGAAGCUGCUCCUCUUUUCUCCCAAAGCCCCCCAGGUGAAGGCCAUGGUGGACUACUUCAUCAAUGAGCUCAAGAAGGAUUCCCAGUAUGUGGUGGCCAUCAAGAACCACGUUACCAGUGAUAAGAGUCUCUUAAGUUUCCACAAAGGAGACAUCAUCUGCCUUCGGCCAAUGGAAGGCUUGGAGAAAGGUUGGAAAUUUGGGGCCAUCUACGGGAAGUCUGGCGUCUUCCCUGCCGACUGUGUCCAGCCAGCAGCAGCACCAGACUUCAUACACCUACCAAUGGAGAAGAAGGAGGAGCCCCAGGACAAACAAGGCAAAGUGGCCGUCCCGGCCUCUGUGGCAGUGGCCAUUGCAUCAGCAGCUGUGGCUCAGAAACUUGAUAAAAAGAUUGAGGCGAGUACAAUUGACCGUUGGUUUAACCUCCUCCAAAACAUGCAAUGCCUGCUGCUGACGUUCUUGGACAGCAUUCUUCACUUAAACUUGAAAGCAAAGCAGGUCUCUCCUGGCAGCGAAUACACCGAAGACUUUGAGGGGGCCCCUACCGGCAGCCCACCAGGCGGCCCUUACACCAUGCUGGAGUUUGCCAAGAAGUAUUUCCGAGAAGGGCAGAGGGCAAAGAUGGACCCCAGCAAAGUAAAAUCCAAGAAAGGCGUUGAAUCGAAGGGUGUGGAAGAUAUCCUGAAAUUCACCAAGUCCCCUAUCCAAGAGUCGCUCAUUGAAUUCACAGACAGCAGCCUGAACAAAGUUGCAGCAGAGACCUUCCAAGGUGUGAUGAAAUUCAUGGGCGACCUUCCGCUCAAGGGCCAAGCAGAGCUAGACGUGGUCUGCUGUCUUCUGAAGCUUUGCGGAGAAUACGAGGUGAUCAGAGACGAGGUUUAUUGCCAGAUCAUGAAGCAGAUCACGGACAACUCCAGCACCAAGACGGACAGCUGCCAGAAAGGGUGGAGGCUGCUCUACAUCCUGAGUGCUUAUUACAGAUGCUCUGAGGUCCUCAAACCUUACCUUCUGUGGUUCCUCCAGGACGUCUGCAACGAUCCCACUUUGCAUUUUCAAGGCAUCGCCAGGGCCUGUGAACAGAACCUGCGGAAGACCUUCCAGUGGGGCAGGUGUGGAUUCCCCGGUAACAUGGAGCUCAAAGCCAUGGUGGCUGGAAGGAGCUCGAAGCGCCAGCUGGUCCUCUUGCCGGGGGGGAUUGAGAAGCACCUGAAGAUCAAAACGUGUUCGGUUGCCCUAGAUGUGAUCGAGGAGAUCUGCUACGAAAUGGGACUCCAUCGGCCUGAAGCCUUCAAUGAAUAUAUCAUCUUUGCCGUUACCAGUCAAAAUCAGAACGUCCGGCCUUUGAACAAGAAGGAAUACAUCCUCGAUGUGGUCAUGGAAAUGGAACAAGUGGACAGCGACUACAUGUUCUGGUACCGGCGGGUCAUUUGGAGCCAGCCGCUGAAAUUCGACAAUGAGUUGUAUGUAACCAUGCACUACAACCAGGUGCUCCCAGACUACCUCAAAGGGCUCUUCAACACACUCCCGUCCGUGAAACCAACUGAGGAACAGUUGCAGCAGGUCUCCAAACUGGCUGCUCUACAGCACCGGGCCAAAGACAGCGUAUACCUGCCUACCUUACGAGAGGUCCAGGAUUCCAUCCCUCCCCAGCUCUAUCACCUCCUGACGGCCCAGACGUGGCUGGAUGUGGUCUCGCAACACACGCAGCAGACCGUGGCGUUGAGCGCCCACCAAGCUCGGGCGCAGUUCCUGGGUCUGCUGAGUGCCUUCCCCAUGUUUGGCUCAUCCUUCUUCUACGUCCAGAGCUGCAGCAACAACGCCAUCGUCUCCCCGUGCAUCUUGGCCGUGAACCAGAAUGGACUCAACUUCCUGAACAAAGAAACCCACGAACCAAUUGCCAUCUUCUCGCUGAAGGAGAUCCAGUCGACCCGCACCCAGCGCCCCUCGGCUGGAUCCAGCUACCCCUACGUCGAGAUCAUGCUGGGGGACUUGAUGUCGCAAAAAGUUACCCAGUUGCAACUGGAGCAGCUUAACCUUCAGAUGGGCUUGGAACUUUGCCGCGUAAUCGCCACGCACAUGGAGAACUUGCUCCACGCCCGGGAGAAGAGGCUGACGCUGCCGCCGAGCGAGAUCACGCUGUUGUGACAGGGCUCGCUGCCCUCUUCCGUUCCCUCUCUGGAGAGUAGACGAGCGCAGGCGAACCGGUAAUGGAUUA